CAAGAAUCCAAAAACAACAUUAAAGAUAAUCUUUAGUGAUUGGUGAAGAGGAUAAGGCGACGACCCAAUAUCGUAUCGACCUUUCUCCGAUAUUUUUUCAAUGACAAAUGUUCCAAUUUCUCAUUUUCUAAGAGAACCCAUGAUCAGAUCUUUUCUUCCCCUCAGUUCUUUGUUCAGUUAGCAAAAGCUCAAUGAAUUUUCAGUAUCUACAAUUCCCUUUUCGUUAACUGUGGCUCAACUUCCGAUGAAACUGUUGACGGUCCAAAAAGGGUUCGGAGAAAAUUUAAAGAAUACGAAGAUCAGGAUGAGGAAAGAAUCAUGAAGAUGAUGAUCACCGUUUAUUUGUCUUCAUUAUUGCCGUGGGAUUCAGCUUUCAAUCCCUCCUCUGCUUGAAGAUUUAGACAAAAGAAGAGAUCAGGGGUCUUCUAAAAGCUAUUGAAAGGAAGUGAUUAUGGCGGUGACUGAUGAAAAAGCGGAUGUCGUAAGGCUUGAGGGUAAAUAUAGUGCAAUGAUUGUGUGUUGGCUUCUUGGAAAUGGAUGCCUGUUUUCUUGGAACAGUAUGCUGACCAUUCAAGAUUACUAUGGCUAUUUGUUUCCGAACUACCAUCCUUCAAGGGUUCUUACUCUUGUGUAUCAGCCAUUUGCGCUUGGAACACUCUGCAUACUCGCAUCUUGGGAAGCAAAUAUCAAUACCAGAAAACGGAAUCUCUUUGGAUAUGUUCUGUUCUUCAUUUCCUCCCUCUUGGUUUUAGUUUUGGAUUUAGCAACAUCUGGUAAAGGAGGUCUGGGUCCCUUCAUAGGAAUUUGUGCCAUUAGCGGUGCUUUUGGGAUUGCAGAUGCUCAUGUUCAAGGAGGAAUGGUUGGGGAUCUUUCUUUUAUGCAACCAGAGCUCUUGCAGUCUUUUCUGGCUGGCUUGGCUGCCUCCGGCGCUCUUACCUCGGGUUUGAGGUUAAUUACUAAAGGAGCAUUUGAAAAUUCUAAGGGUGGCCUUCGCAAAGGAGCUCUUUUGUUCUUUGCAAUCUCAACAUUUUUUGAGCUUCUCUGUGUUAUCCUCUACGCGUUUACUUUUCCAAAACUGCCAAUUGUGAAGCAUUUUCGGGCCAAGGCGGCAUUAGAGGGGUCAAAAACAGUUUCAGCUGACCUUGCUGCUGCUGGGAUCCAUGGGGUAGCAGAUGAGGCCAUGGGAAAAGCAACCGAAGUCGAGCGACUGAGCAAUAAAGAACUAUUGUCACAGAACAUAGAUUAUGUAGUUGACAUUUUUUUUAUAUAUGCUCUCACAUUGUCCAUUUUUCCUGGAUUCUUAUCUGAGGACACUGGAUCACACAGUUUAGGAACAUGGUAUGCACUCGUGUUGAUUGCAUCAUACAAUGUUUCUGAUCUUAUUGGGAGAUACAUUCCGCUCAUCGGAUGUAUAAGGCUAGAGUCACGGAAAUGGCUUAUGGUCUCGAUCGUUGCCCGUAUCUUACUCCUACCGGCAUUCUACUUCACAGCCAAGUACGGCGACGAAGGUUGGAUGAUACUACUCACCUCAUUCUUGGGCUUGACUAAUGGCUACCUCACCGUUUGUGUGCUCACUUCUGCACCAAAAGGUUACAAGGGACCAGAGCAGAAUGCCUUGGGGAACUUGCUGGUUCUAUUCUUACUUGGAGGAAUAUUUGCAGGAGUCACCCUGGGCUGGCUGUGGCUUAUAGGCAAGGGCUGGUAAAGUAGUGUAGAUUUAUAGGCUGUUUGGGAAUGCUCUUUAAUAAUUGCUUCUUGCAAAGCCAUUUUCAUUAUAAGUGAUUCAUUACAAUUCUCUUAGAUUUGGUUCUA
Cucurbita maxima (winter squash) is the source of this 1812-nucleotide messenger RNA. RefSeq names its product equilibrative nucleotide transporter 3-like. The coding region runs from base 452 to 1705 and encodes 417 amino acids. Gene Ontology annotation, molecular function: nucleoside transmembrane transporter activity. The transcript is spliced from 10 exons. NCBI's taxonomy places the organism in Eukaryota, Viridiplantae, Streptophyta, Magnoliopsida, Cucurbitales, Cucurbitaceae. The record is from RefSeq and is a predicted model, not a curated record. Gene Ontology annotation, biological process: nucleoside transmembrane transport. Gene Ontology annotation, cellular component: plasma membrane.